AUGGCCGGCAGAUUCGAGCCCAAGGUGCCAGUCACCCUUGCCCCUCCCAAGGAUGACCCGAUCACCCUGGAGGAGCUUGCCGCGGCAAAUGGAGUUGAUGGUGGAAAGUGCUACGUCGCCAUCAAGGGCAAAGUCUACGACGUGACCGGAAAUAAGGCAUACCAGCAAGGGGGUUCUUACAAUGUCUUCGCCGGAAAGGAUGCUUCUCGCGCCCUGGGGAAGACUUCGACCAAAAUUGAGGAUGUCAGGCCCGAGUGGCAUGACCUGGACGACAAGGAGAAGUCGACGCUAGAUGACUGGAACACGUACUUUUCGAAGCGCUACAACGUUGUGGGCUACGUCGUUGGAGCAACUAACAAAGAGUGA
This is a messenger RNA of Verticillium nonalfalfae, 366 nucleotides long. RefSeq lists its product as uncharacterized. The transcript is spliced from 4 exons. The coding region runs from base 1 to 366 and encodes 121 amino acids. The record is from RefSeq and is a predicted model, not a curated record. Lineage: Eukaryota; Fungi; Ascomycota; Sordariomycetes; Glomerellales; Plectosphaerellaceae. Gene Ontology annotation, cellular component: membrane; endomembrane system.